Messenger RNA from Aspergillus luchuensis, 1710 nucleotides. RefSeq lists its product as uncharacterized. The transcript has 3 exons. The record is from RefSeq and is a predicted model, not a curated record. Lineage: Eukaryota; Fungi; Ascomycota; Eurotiomycetes; Eurotiales; Aspergillaceae. Bases 1 to 1710 code for a protein of 569 amino acids.
AUGUUUGGCUGGUGUAGUACCUUGGGCCUACCCUCCGUGAGCUCAGAGCCGGAGAAAGAGCGCCGUCCUCCUCCCGCCCCCACACCCCUUGACUUCCCCGUCUACAACCUGCCGGAACUUUCGGAUAAGGACCCGGACGCUACUCUGUCGAGACUGAGUGAAGUGCUGGCAUCAAUCCGACGGCCACAGGAUAUCAACCCGCAGAAAUUCGAGGCGCUUAAUCUGAGACUAGAAGAGAAUGUGUCCGCAGCAGAUAUCGUUCGUCCGAGCGGGUCAAACACCGCUCCUCCGCUCCCUUGGGAUAACUCGUUAGCCCGCUCGUCCCCGGUGGAUGAGGAUGGCUGUCCCAUCCUGAUGGACAAUGGUAAUUCCUAUCCCUCCCGAGACCGAUUCGAGGCGUUGCAGAACGAGCUCCUCCUGGAUAACGAUGACGCUUUCAGAGAGGUGGGCAGACUGCCGCCCCGCGAGGGCCGUCAAAGGGUGCGUGUGGCUCAAACGAGGAAGUUCUGGACCGGCCUGGAACGGAUGGCUCAAUACUGGGACACCAGUUUGGACGAGUAUUACGAGCGCCCGAAAACGCCGCCCCCACCGGCAGGGCAGGAGGGCGCAGACAACAUGCAGACGGAUGGGGAUGCCCAACUGCCAGCGGCGCAAGACCAUACUGAAACGCCUAUGGACGUGGACCCAACGCCGCCUGCAGAGACGACAAAAGACGGUUCUCAGGCGCAGCCAGAGACACAGCAGGAAAUGGUUACUAUGUACAAGGGUCGCCGUCUUGGUGCCGGACAGGAGAUGCCCGAGGAUGUACGUGAGGAGACCGUUCGAGCGUUGGCCGAAAUGGCUGCUUGGCCCUUUGGCUGCCAGGCGGCCCCUCCUAUCUCCCCACCUCGGCUGGCUGUGAAGACUUUGCUCUUUCCUGUUCGACACACCUUCCAAACCGCACGAUCGCCAAAGGACCGUCAACUGGCGCGAAGCGGUAUCAUGGAGGGGCCUAUCUUUGCAGCGCAGUGCCGACCUGAGACCUCAUGGCGCGGGCCACAUGAUGCCCCAGGCUCUGGCAUGGGAGAGGUGUGUGAUUUGCUUCGGGAGGUGGGUGCCAUGCUCCUGACAGCUCAGGAACGGGCGAGACAGGGGGAAGCAGAGGUGAGACCAGGUGAAGGCAAGUGGUGGACAACCGUGCCCCGAUGGGGCGGCGCUCCCAACGACUCCGUCAGUGACAAUGAGAAGGAGACACAUGGGGAGGACAAACUGCCAUCCGAGUCGGGAUAUGCUCGCAAGCGCUCCAAGUACGAGCACCCGUUCCUCGCAUCGCGUCGACCGAGCUCUGCGCGAAAAAUGAGCAACAGCGACAGGUGGAAGAUUAUCCAGCCCGGACCCGGUCUUUGGGACAAGCGGAUGCGGUAUAUACAGAUUGGGAAGCCGCUCGACAGUGCUUUUGACGAUAUCUACCUAUUGUCCUCCAUCAAUCAUCAUGUGUCGAUCCUUCAUCUGCGCGUACACCGACGAUAUCUCGAAGUCAUCACCAAUGGGUCCAGCAACUUCCCGCCUGUAACCGACACGCCGGAGCAACCGUGGCAUGUUCUACAGCUACGACGCACUCGGUGGUACGACCUGUUCAACGGCGAAGACCGUGUGGAAGCGCUGAAGGGCAUUUGGCGCAUCUUCCACUAUCUCCUUCGACAGCAACCGGAGACUCAGUUUCUAAACUGA